This is a messenger RNA of Macrobrachium nipponense, 1043 nucleotides long. RefSeq names its product glycine, alanine and asparagine-rich protein-like. The record is from RefSeq and is a predicted model, not a curated record. The transcript is spliced from 3 exons. Lineage: Eukaryota; Metazoa; Arthropoda; Malacostraca; Decapoda; Palaemonidae. The coding region runs from base 88 to 912 and encodes 274 amino acids.
GAGUUGAUCUCAAUCGUCAGUAUAAAGCGAGGAGCUUUAAAGGAAUCAUCUCACACUCGUCUCUUCUCGAGCUGAAUCACGGUGGCCAUGUUGAAAACUACUUACAUUCUCUUUCUUGCAGUUGGAGUGGCGUUAGCUGGUGACCAGGAAACAACAGCAAAGGAUAAAAGAGGAGUACAUGGUGGCUAUGGAGGUGGAGGAGGAGGAGGAGGAGGAGGAGGAGGUUAUGGAGGCGGAGGUGGUGGCUAUGGGGGAGGAGGAGGCAGCUACCUGGUAGUAGGCGGAGGCAGCUAUGGCGGAGGACACGGCCCGACGGCCUCCGACGUAGCCAACCAAGCGGCUGCACAAGCCACGUCUGCCCUCGCUGCCCUUGGAACCGUCGCUCACGGAGCUGCCGCCAGUGCUGCUGCAGGGGCUGCGGCUGCCGCCUCUGCUGCGUCCCAAACUGCCAUAGCUGCCGCCGCUAACCGCCAGGCCCAGGCUGCCCAGAUCACGCAGGCUGCCCAGGGAGCCCAGGCAGCUGCGUUCCAAGAAGCCUCUCUGGCCGGAAAGGCCAACAUCGCCGAGCAGGCAGCUAGAGUGGCAGCCUCCAUGGCCCGUGGUCUCCUGAGCAACUUGGGGCAAGUCUCCGGCGAGACCAACGCGUUGGCAGGACAGGCAGCCAGCAGCCUGGCUGCCCAGGAAGCAGUCCUGGAGUCCCAGAAUGCCAUGGCAUGGUCGGCUCAACAGGCAGCAAACUCCCUCCACCAGCAGCAGGCUGUGGUCAUCAGCGACCUGCAAUCAGCUGUUGGAGCCGCUGGACAAGCGCAGGGUGCAGCCGCCAAGGCCUUGGCUAAGGCUAAGGGGGCCAACAGCGGAGGGUUUGGGGGUUACGGAGGAGGUUUUGGUGGGGGUUAUGGAGGGUAUCACUAACCAUCUAGGAUAUAAAGUUCUCUCAUUAUAAGACUGAAGAUGAUGUUCUGAUAUAAAUGUAAUUACCGGAGAGGUUAUUUAUACAGAUGGAAAACAUUUUGAACGAUUUGACAAUAAAGCGCGAUGUUGAA